Zophobas morio is the source of this 1819-nucleotide messenger RNA. RefSeq names its product venom carboxylesterase-6-like. Gene Ontology annotation, molecular function: serine hydrolase activity. NCBI's taxonomy places the organism in Eukaryota, Metazoa, Arthropoda, Insecta, Coleoptera, Tenebrionidae. The coding region runs from base 44 to 1711 and encodes 555 amino acids. The transcript has 5 exons. The record is from RefSeq and is a predicted model, not a curated record.
UCACUUCAUUUAACUAAAUAGUACUUGUUAGAACGAUCUGAAGAUGAGUCUCCUUAUAUUUUUCCUGAUAUUAUAUGUAGCGAAUGCAAAUGAAGUACCAAAAGUAACUAUACCCAACUUGGGUGAAAUCCAAGGAAAAUUCGACAACAGUUUAAAUGGGAGAAGUUUCUACGCGUUUGAAGGAGUACCCUACGCGCAACCACCUGUCGGGGACCGCAGAUUUAAAAAACCCGUUCCCCGAAAACCAUGGAAAGGUACUUUGAUGGCUAAAACCAUCUACAAGUGUAUGCAGUACGACCAGUACGCGCUACCAGGACACGACCCAGUGACAGGCGACGAAGACUGCCUCUACAUCAACAUCUACACCCCAACGUUAGACCAAAACGCCAACCUCGACGUCAUUAUUUACAUCCAUGGAGGUGCCUUCAUGUUCCUCUACGGAGGUUUCUACGGCCCCCAUUUCCUCCUCGACAAGAACGUCGUCUUCGUCAACCUAAACUAUCGCCUCGGACCUCUAGGUUUCCUAAGUACCGAAGACGACGUAGUACCUGGCAAUAACGGAAUUCGAGACCAAAUUGUGGCUUUAACUUUUAUCAAAGACAACGUGAAGUACUUCGGUGGCAAUCCCGAUUCGAUUACCGUUUUUGGAAUGUCGGCAGGGGGUGCUAGUACUCACAUUCACUACCUCAGCCCCAAAUCGAGAGGGCUUUUUCAUAGAGCGAUGUCUCAGAGUGGUACCGCGCUAAACCCGUGGGUUUUAAUGGAACAGCCGCUCCAGAAAACUAAAAAACUUGCUGCCAGUCUUGGGUGUGGGGCCAAAAAGGUUGACCAUAUGGUGGAAUGUUUGAGAAAAAGAUCGGGUCGACAAGUUGUAGCGUCAGUGAAGGAGUUUCUACCCUGGUUGUAUAAUCCGUUUUCGCCGUUUGGGGUCGUGGUGGAUAGUUGGUCAUCGGAUCCGGUGUUACCGGACCACCCUUACAACUUAAUCAAAAGUGGAAAAGUGAACGAUAUACCGUGGAUUGUGUCGCAAACCGAUUUCGAAGGACUUUAUCCUUCUUCAGAUUUUUUGCAAGAUCGACAUCUACAACAGAUUGAUACUCGUUGGAAUGAGCUUCUACCUUUCAUUCUAGACUACAACUAUACAGUAGAUGCCAAACUUCGCGAUGACGUUAGUCAAAAGAUCAGAAAGCAGUACUUGGGGGAGAGGAAAGUCGACAAAGACAGUUUCGUUGAUUUUACCCAUAUUUUAUCCCAUCGAUUGUUCGAUUUGGAUAUACAGAAAACUGCCAAACUCCAAGCGAGUGUUGUUUCUUCCCCCAUCUACUUCUAUCUUUUCACGUACUGUGGGGCACACGCGUGGUACGAAACCAUCGCUGAGAGAAGAAAAGACUUCGGGGCUUCUCAUGCUGAAGAUACUGCUUAUCUUGUAUCGACGCCUACAGCGGACACAGCGACUACCGAAGAAGAUAGAUUGAUGAUUAAAUUCUUCGUGGAGAUGAUGACGUCUUUUGCGAGUACUGGAGUACCGAAGGCUCCCGUUGAGUGGAAACCCAUUUCCAAAGAUCCAGAAGACGACAUUUUUGCUUUGAAAAUUGAUUCACCGAAAAAAAUAUCAAUGGAACGCGUCGCAGUAUCAACAAUAGAUUUCUGGAAGUCGUUACCGUUCAAAGAAAACGAAAAAUUGGUUGCAGACAUGAAAGACGAACUCUAAUUUUUUCUCAUAUAUGUAUAUAAUAUGUUUCUAAUUCGAAAUUUUUGUUUUUGUUUCAAGAUGUAAAUAUAGUGGGAAUAAACUUGCUAAUCACGUUGAAGUUCCAAA